CAAGUCACCUUUAUUUAUAGAGCGCUUUUUACAAUACAUAUCAAAGCAGCUUUGCGGUGAUAACAUGAAAAAAAUACACCAAAGUUUGUUUCUAGAAGAAAAUUGCAUCAAUGUCCACCUUAAGUUCUGAAGGCGAAAGGGGGGCAAACACAGUAUUAGUAAUUUAUUUUUAUUUUAGUUUUAGUAAUGUUAGUAUUUCAUAUUUAUCAGUUCAUAUUUAUUCAGUUCAGUUUAUCAGUCAGUUCAUUAAGUUUACCUUUUAUCAUCUAAUACUUAUUUUUCAGCUCUAUUUCAAUGAAUGAAAACAAUUUUUAAUAGUUUUAUUUUUACUGAAAAAUAACAACUGUCAUGACACAAUUUUCAUUUUUGGCUGAACUAUCCCUUUAAUAUUUAUUUGGGCUUUUGUCUAUAGGUUUUAAUCUACAGUAUACAUUUCUAUCUUCCUGCAGGUGGCCACUUUAAUACACUUGUAAAUAUGACAGAAGAACUGGCAAAAUAAAUCUUUAUACUGGGCCAAUAUCAGUGCAUCUUAAGGACAGGCAAUAUGGCAAACAAUCCAAAGAUUCAUGUGUUUUGGGGUGCCCCAUGUCCCCAAGCCCCUGCUUUAGAGGUACAGGAGAAAGGAGUCCAGCACUGGAAGACAGUGGACCUCACUUGGAGUCAAGGCAGGUUGAUUCCCAAGGACACCAGAGAGGUCCAAACAGACGAUGAAUGUGACGAGACGACGAGUGCAGUGAUUAGUGGUAGACUGGAGUCUGCUGGUACCACUGAGAGAAUCGCUGAGAGUACAGAGGACAAAACCGAAACAUCCGAGGAUGACAGUACUCCAUCGGGCUGUGGGUGCUUUCAACCAAAUGCAGAGUCCGUUGAAGAAGAGGAGUUGUGUCCUGUGUUGUUGACAGAAUACCUAGAUAGUUGUUUCUCCUGCCCGCAGACUAGUUUAAUUAGACAGAGCAAAGACGUGAAGCCUACAUCGCCUGUUUCCACAGAGACUGAGUAUCUGAGUACAUGGACAAAGUCUCAAGCCUUGCUUCUUCGAAGUAGAGUGGCUCGAUGUCCAACUUCUGGCUUUCUUGAAGGUUUCCUUCUUGGUUCUCCACAUACUCCACCUAAACAAGUGGCCUCAGCCUCCAUAAGUUCUCCAGAAUUGUACAGUCCUAUGGUCAGCCCUGAAGAGAGGGGCUUGGGAGGAACCUUGCAAAGCUCAGGAGAGUGGCAUAAUGACAGUCUAAGCCAAAGACAGCAGGAGAGGGGGGUGAUUCUGGAAAUCACAUCUGAUGGCAUCCUCUGCUCUCAAGGCAAUGCUGUCGCUGAAAAACCUGCAGAUCAUGAAGAAGUCGGGCUGAAUGUUGACUCAGCGACUACAGCUGCACAUACUUCACCCAGUCCCACUACUUCUAAAAAGAUGAAGUUGUCUCAGACUAGAAGUAAAACUAAAGAAACAACAGAGCAGAGGGUAAGAUCUGCCAGCCCUCUCUGUGGUCCUACAACCCUGCUGGCCAGGUGUAAGACCCAUGGUGUACGAUACGCCAUCUUAGUUGCUGUGGUGCACCCAUGCCACUUAAAAGAGGUCAAAGUGAAAACUGGAGUUUCGGCUGGUUCCAGUGUACCUCUAGCAACGCUGAUCGUCACCGACCAAUCGGAUGUGGAGAUGAAGGUGGUUCUAUGGCGGACAUCUGCUUUCUGGGCUCUGACUGUAUAUCCAGGAGAUAUUCUGCUAAUUACAGAUGUGAAAGUGCACAUAGACAAGUGGAAGACUGAGACUGUCCUGCAGUCCUCCUUCACCAGUAAGCUGCUGAAUCUGGGACAGGUCACGGGGGAACGUAUUCCACCUGACCCACAGAAUUUGAACUAUAAUACAUUGAGAAUGCUGUGUACUCAUCUGUGUGAGAAGCGUCCCCUGCUGCUGUCUCUGCCUCCUCACAAACCUCAGGAUUUGGACUCCAUCCCCUUCAUCCGUCUUGGAGCGUUACGUCCUGACACAUUGGUUCAUGCUUUGCUUAGGGUUAAACACAGGAAGUUAAUUACAGCCUGGCGUGAUGAGGUGGAGGGGAUAUCCAGAACAGGAGGUGUAUUGAAAGCCAUUUUGACUGUGGAGCAAGGAGAUGGCCACCAAGGGGCUGUCGUACUUUGGGGAGCUGCACUCUCUUGGCUGCAGCGUUUGGACAGAAACAAAUAUGCAGUGUGGGAGUUCAGGAUGCUGCUAGUCAGACAGGAUGUGACCUCAGGUUUGCUCGAGCUGCAUUCUACUCCAUGGGGCACCUGUCAGCCUCUCUUUCCUGAUGACAGUCGAUGUAAGGAGUUUUACAACACGGUCCACUCACAGAGGACCGCUAGCAGCUUUGAGAUAGAUCUCAACACACUACUGUCCCAGAAAUACUCCGGUGAUGUAGAGCUGAAAAUUAAAAUCACAGCGUUCCAGUUCCAGAGCAGUCCAUCUCAGGAUGCCUCGCUGUUAAUAGAUGCCAAUACGCCCAUGGAGAGGAUCUUGGACGUAGUCUCUGGUGACAUCACUUUUGCUGGAUGUGGGCAGUGUUCUGCAGAACUGGAAACUGAUGAGAACGGCAUAUAUAGACCCUGCUACCCUUGUCUACCACACACAGGAGUGCGUCACUACUAUAGGCCAGUAGUUUUAACUGUGAGAGACGGAGAUGAUCAAAUCUGUGUGCAAGUCCCUCCUGCUAUAGUGCAGAAGAUCCUUCUGAACACUCCUCCUGAUAGGCUACAUAAGACCAUAGCCCCAGCAUCAGAGGUGAGGUUCAUCCAGUUAAAUUGACGUCGAAUAAAAACUACACGAGAAUUAGCUAACAUCACAGUUAAACAAGUCUGUCGGGAGUUCAGAGUCUCUUCGGAAUCGGAUGACCCUGCUAACAGAAUGGCUGGAGCACUGAGGAUGGAUGAUACACAGUAUCAAAUGAAGUUUGACAAUGAGUCUUUACAGUUCAUGGUGGACCUUCCAUAUCUGCAUGAACCGUUUGAGGUGAAGCCUGAACCAUUUGUGACAGAAACAGUUCAUGGGCCUUAUCUACAGAUAAUUGAGGAGCCAAAGCAGAGGGGAUUCAGAUUUCGUUAUGAAUGUGAGGGCCCAUCCCACGGUGGUCUGCCAGGGGCCUCCAGUGAGAGGAACAGAAGGACAUAUCCCACAGUAAAGGUGUCAAACUACGUGGGUCAUGCUCGCGUGGAGGUUCAGCUAGUGACGCACACAGACCCCCCUCGCGUUCAUGCACACAGUCUUGUGGGUCGCCAAUGUAAUGACAACGGGAUAUGCUCCAUUGAUGUCGGGCCUAAUGAUCUCACAGCACAAUUCAGUAAUUUAGGCAUCCUCCAUGUUACUAAGAGAGGAGUGAUUGAAGUUUUAACGAAAAGGCUGAGAGAAGAGAAGAGAAGGACGAAAGAGCCUGGAUAUAAAUUUAGUGAUGCAGAGGAACAGGCUAUUGUGCAAGAAGCCAAAGAAUUGGGCAAAAACAUGGACCUAAACAUUGUAAGAUUAAAGUUCACUGCUUACCUUCAGGACAGCAAUGGGAGUUUCACAAGAGCCUUGACGUCUGCUGUUUCAAAUCCCAUCUAUGAUAGCAAAUCACCAAAUGCUUCAAAUCUGAAGAUCUCCAGAAUGGAUAAAACCUCUGGAUCAGUGCUGGGAGGAGAAGAGGUCUUUCUGCUCUGUGAUAAAGUUCAAAAAGAUGAUAUUGACAUUCGUUUUUAUGAGGAGGAAGAUGAUGCCGGAUGGGAGGCAUUUGGAGACUUCUCCCCCACUGACGUCCACAAGCAGUAUGCCAUCGUGUUUAAGACACCACCGUACCGCUGCACAGAUAUCACACGGCCUGUCACCGUGUUCCUGCAGCUCAAGAGAAAGAAGGGAGGCGACUGCAGCGAACCCAAGCAGUUCACAUAUAUUCCACACAAUCAAGACAAAGAAGAGGUUCAGAGGAAGAGGAUGAAGGCACUUCCUCAGCCUUAUGAUCACUGGCGGGGAGGACCUCAAGGAGGAGCAGGGGCCUUUGGAGGUCCUGGAUCUGGAACAGGUGGAGGAGGAAUGGGAGGAGGAUUUCAAUUUAAUCAUACAAUGGAUGGUUCAGGGUUUUUUGGUGGUGGUGGUGGAUUUGCUGGAGGUCCACAGAUGUCAGGCUCUACCCCACAGUCUGAUGGAUCUCAGAAUCAACCAACUAACAAACAAACUCAGUCUGGUUCUCCAGUGCAACAGCAGCUCAUUCAGAUUGCCGCAGCUCUGCAGAAUCGCGCCACUUUGACAGCCAAGUGCACUGCUCGUGCUUUGUUGCAGUACUGCAGUACAGGGGAUGUGCGUCCCCUGCUGGUUUUGCAGAGACAUCUGUGUGGAGUGCAAGAUGAGAACGGAGACACGCCUCUGCACUUGGCCAUUAUCCAUCAGCAACCCGCUGUCGUCCAACAGCUUAUUCAGGCCCUGAACAACACCCCACAGCAGAAGUUCAUCAACAAACUCAACCACCUCAGUCAGGCUCCAUUGCAUCUGGCCGUGAUCACAAAGCAGCCCAAGUUAGUGGAGAUGCUGAUGAGAACGGGGGCAGACCCGAGCCUGCUGGACCGAGAGGGCAGGACAGCGCUUCACUUGGCCGCCCACACCGGCGAUGAGGCUGUACUACGAGUGGUCCUGAGCCUGCUGGGAGAGCGCCAUGUCGAUUUAAUAAACUCUGCUGACUUCUCAGGUCAAUAUCCAGUCCAUCUCGCUGUAAAGAAAGAUGGAGAGCGCUGCCUUCAAUUGUUAGUGGAGAAAGGAGCAAUGAUUAACAUGCCAGAGCAGAAAAGUGGCUGUACACCUCUACAUCUGGCAGUGAGGGAGAACCUGUUAAAACUGGCCUGUAAUCUUAUUACUGAGCUAAAGGCUGAUGUGAAUAUAUGUACCUACGGGGGCAACAGUCCUCUUCACUUUGCUGCCAGUCAAGGCUCACCACCUCUCUGCUCCAUGCUGAUAGCUGCAGGUGCUGAUAAACGUAUGGAGAACGAUGAGCCUCUUUUCCUGAGUUUAUCUUCCUCUGAUGAAGAUGACGAGAGUGAGAAGAAUGAUUCCAAUAAUCAGCUUCCAGAUGACAUGGUUCAGCAAGUUCGAUUCAUGUCGAUAUCAUCAGAGAGGGGAGCAUUUAACCCACGCAAGAGACCUGCUGCGGGACACACGCCAUUUGACCUGGCUAAAUGUCAAAAGGUUAGAGAUCUAUUAGAUGGAAGGAAAGGCCCCAAGUCUAGUUCACUCGCCCCCAAGAGGACCAAAAUAAGCACUGACGAAGUGAACCAGGGUUUAGAAAGCGAGGUGCUUAUGAAACUGUGUGGUAUUCUUAUUGAAGACCAUGUGCCCUGGAGAGAGCUGGCGGAAAAACUGGGCAUGCUCACACUCACUCACCUGUUCCAGGAGAGUGCCUCGCCCUGCAAGAAGCUUCUCGAGAACUAUCAGUUGAGUGGUGGUCCUGUGGACGGCCUGGUGGAGGCGCUGCAGUCUAUGGGUGUGAGUAAAGGAGUGAGACUUCUGACAGCCAGCCAACCCAGAGAGGACAAACAGAGCUCGGAUUCUAAAGAGGACAGUGGCUUUGGGAGUCAGUCCAUUGGAGAACAGAUGGGAAAUCCUGCAGUGGGCAAUCACUGAUUAUCAGGAUCUAUUCAUUGAGGACAACUUGGCACUUUAUUUGACUUUUUUCAGGUGCAAACUGGUGGAACGUUCAUCUCAAUAAAGUGGAAAUACAGCACAUCACAGGAAGGAUUGAAAAGAAUCUUUCUGAGGUCAAAAGCCCUCACUGGUAUUACAUAACAGUGAGACAACAUGACAUAAAUCAGUUGAUCCUCUAAACUCUGAAGUUUUGAGUGAAACUGUAGUCUUAGUGCAGUGCUUGUAUCUAAACAACAAAUUGCCAUUUCCCCAGCACAGCUGUAACCUUGGAAUAUGUUUGCGGAAUGUUCUAUGGAUGUUUUAGUAUGCUCUCUUCUGAUAUGCAACCUUUGAAAAUUAAGCGACGUGAUCUAAAGUGAAUCACAUCUUUGCAUUUUCUUUAUGCAUCAUACUUUUUAUUUAAGUGUAUUUUUGGUUGCAGUUAUACGUUUGUUCAGAGGUGAGCUAAUAUGUUUGUGUUUUAAUAAAGUUAUUAUUUCAUAA
Molecule: messenger RNA, 6115 nt
Organism: Pimephales promelas (fathead minnow)
Lineage: Eukaryota; Metazoa; Chordata; Actinopteri; Cypriniformes; Leuciscidae
Gene: nfkb2
Product: nuclear factor of kappa light polypeptide gene enhancer in B-cells 2 (p49/p100)
Biological process (GO): regulation of DNA-templated transcription; signal transduction
Cellular component (GO): cytoplasm
Molecular function (GO): RNA polymerase II cis-regulatory region sequence-specific DNA binding; protein binding; DNA-binding transcription factor activity, RNA polymerase II-specific
Source: RefSeq, a predicted model, not a curated record